Oikopleura dioica is the source of this 5394-nucleotide messenger RNA. The record is from the annotation of a GenBank genome assembly. Lineage: Eukaryota; Metazoa; Chordata; Appendicularia; Copelata; Oikopleuridae.
AUGUCGGAUUUUAUGGGCGAUUUCAUGAAAUCGUCCGAGAGUUCUUUCAUGCGUCCGGGAGCACUGAAAUUAAAAGAUAAAAAAGAGAAGAAAGCAAAGAAAGAGAAAAAGUCAAAAAAGGAGAAAAAAUCGAAGAAAGAGAAAAAAUCAAAAUCAGAUCGUCGAUCGUCCUCGCCAGAGCAAGAUCAAUGGGUUGAAGCCGGAGCGUCAACGAAAACGAACUCUUCAUGGAUGGGCAGCGAGGAGGACUUCUUUGGCUCGAUAGGAAAAAAAUCUACGAAAAAAGAAGAUCGAGCUGCCCAAAAAGAAAAAGAGCGAGAAGAGUUCGAAGAAAAGCACAAAAUGGGAUCCCAUAGACUCGAGUUGAACCCUUACUUCAAAGAUGGUGGCACUGGAAUGCCACCGACCGAGGAAGAAAUGAGGGAGAAACAAAGAAAACCAGAGAAGAGGAAGCAGGAGAUUAGCUAUGAAGACGAGAUGGAAGCGAUGUGGGCAGAGAGAGACGCAGAAGUCGAGCCCGAAACUAGGCCUAAGAAAAGAUCAAAGCAUGAGGGCAAAUCGGCUGCGGAAAUCAAAGAAAUCCGAAACAAACUUACUGGAAAGCUGAUGCGUGCCGAUCUCAAAGGCAACAAAGAAAAAGCUGCGAAAAUUCAAAAAGAAAUCGACGAAUUACCUGAUGAAAACACAAUCGUCGUUCAAAAAUACGAUGCCCGUGGUCGAAUCCGUCCAAGUAACCAGAAAGGCGAAUCUGAUAUUUCUGCUCUUCUGCGCGAUGAAAAGAAUGACGAUGGAGGAAUGGCUUCGGAUAUGGCGCUCAUGAAGGCGGCAUCAAUGAAUAUCAUCAAAGGAGGAGGCCUCGAAGAACUCUUCGACGGUACAAAGACAAGAGGGAAAAAAGAGAAGCCUAACGCAGAAGAGGACCGUGAACGAGCAAAGAGCAGGAUGAUUCAUAGAAGCCUCGAAAACUGUCGCUUUUGCUAUUCAAAUAAGAAACUCCGCGACUCAAUUUGCUGGGUUGGCCAACACGUGUACUUAGCUGUUACAGGCUCUGAACCGAUGGCUGAAGGCCACUGCAUCAUCGUUACAAAAGAACACUAUCCAAAUCUACCGUCAUGCGAUGAAGAUGUCGCGCGCGAGAUCCUCAACCUGCGAAGAAUGCUUACUGGUUAUUUCAAAGCAAAGAAUGACACAGAGCCAGUUUUUAUCACUACAGCGACGAAGACGAAGGGUUUCCCGCAUUUUGUCACGGAAUGCGUUCCAAUCGACAUGGAAGAGGCUGAAAUGGCGCCAAUGUACUUCCAGAAAGCGUUUCAAGAUGCAGAAGGGAUGUGGGCGACCAACAAGGCAGUGAUAAACACGAUGAAGGAAAUGAGCCAUUUUAAAAAAGUUCCCCAUCAAUUAGGUCAUAUUGCGGUCGAAUUUGGCGGUGGCGGAGGAUUCGCUCACAUCGUCGAGAAUAGCGAACGCUUCCCUCCUUAUUUUAUGCGCGAGAUUCUCGGUGGACUGGCGGACAUCGAUCCGCGAAAAUGGCGAAAACCGGCGUUGGAUGAAGAAGCGGAAGUGAUAUUCCGCGCGGAACAAAUGGAAAAGAGCCUCAAGGAACGGUGCGUUAUCGGAUUGAAAAUGAACCCCAAAGAGAGAGAUGAAUCCCCUUCGUCGGAUGAUAAUUCUGGAGUGCUUCUCAUUGACGAGAGUCAAUCUUCAGAGAUAGAUAUCUCCCCAAUGAAAACACGGUCUGGAAGAAUCAACCAGCGAGAGAAAGAAGCGACUGUCAAAACGUCUCAAAAAGAUGCACCAUCAUCGAAUAAAGAGCCUGUUCGAACGAGAUCUUCCAAAAUUCAUAUUGAUCUAACGCCAGAAAAAUCACAAGCGACCACGCAAGAGAGCUUGGAAGAUUCUCAAAGACUAUCUCAACUGAGCCGUUACGAGAUGAUGGAACGAGCUGCUGAGUUUUCGCAGCCGUCACCCUACUUCAAAUCGCCGAAGAAGACUUCUAACAAAUCAUCAAACUCGGAGCUGGCCUCAGAUCUUGAUCCCGACCAACCAACAACGAGUUCGCAACGAAAGACGGGAUCUGCGAAAGAAUCAACUGAGCUUUCCCCUGAAAUACCUUUACCGGAGCUUCCCCCAUCACAGCAGAGCAUGGAUGGCUGGGAAACUCAGGAAACUCAACUUUCCCAACUGAGCCGAUAUGAGAUGAUGGAGCGAGCUGCUGAGUUUUCUCAAAUCAAAGCUGAACCUAACUCAGAUAAAAACCGCACAGAGCAUUCGCCUAAAACACCAAAAGCGAGAAAGAAGCAAAACAAAGCUGUCAAAUCAUCUCCAAAAGCCACGCACUCUCCGAGAAAAACCCGAUCCGGGAAGGCGAUAAACGAUGAUCCCCUGGAAAGGAUUGAAAAAUUGACCCAGGCUGCUCUUGCGUCUUCACAAUCUUCUGGGAAUACUCAGGGAUCCGAAGAAGGGAUCGCUGCAAUUUCCGUAUCAGUCAGUGGUGAACUACUCAAUGAUGAGGUGCCUUCGGAUCCAGAGAUCUCCCUCUCCGUCAGCGGAGAACUUUUCAAUGAUGAGCCACAGCCAAUGGAUACUACGCAGAUUCCCCAGCAAGAAGUAGAGGAAGCGAACUCCUCUCAAGGCUCCUCCGUUUAUGAAACGCCUGAAAAGAGUCUACCGAAAACGCCGAGUAAGGCUGAUCAAUCAGCACCCGCAACACCUCCACAGCCCUCGAGAAAGCUUCGGCGAAGCCUCUUCAAUGAAAAUCAGGAAGAACCGAUGGAGUCCCCGGAGAUAAUCAUGGCGUCCUCAGGAGACACGACAGUGAGAUCAAAAAAGGUCGAAACAAAAGAUACUUGGUCACAGGUUUCUGGAGAGACGCUACGAGAGACUGAAGGGAGAAAAAGGAGAACUCACGAUGCGCUGAACUUAUGCGCCGAAGAUUCUCAAGAAGAAAAGUCACAAGAAGGGAUAAACCAGACCCAGCGAGUGGGCGAUCUUUUAAACCACACAGCGCUUGCUCUCGACUCACAACAGUCAACCCAAGCAACUCAAGCUCGACAAGAGUCAACUUCAGCAACUCAACUUCAACCUCAAGAAGAGUCACAAGGGACUAAUGAAAAAUAUUUCACGCCUCCCACUUCUCCAACCUUUGAGCAAGCGUCAGCGACUCAGAAGACUUUCGAUGAGGAUUUAGAUGAUGAUUACUUUGCGAAACUCAAAUCGCCGACGAGCAAUGCUGAAACACAGAAAAUUAACAAACAAGCAGAUCAGGCCAAAAAGCAAAAAAGAGUUAAUAGAAAAAUGCCGAGAUCGAGAGCAAGACCAACGCGUGAUGAGGUCAACGAAUCGUUGGCUAGAGCCUGUCGAAGAUUACAAGCUGGCGGUAUUAGUAGACGUCUGGAAUUCGCGAGGGCUUUUAUUUCAAGAAGAACCCGAGCACGAGAUUCGAGCGAUCCCUUGAAUCGAGAACUCGAAAAUGCGAUUUCUUGGGAGCCAAAAGUACCGAAUGUGAAUUUUUCGAAGCCCGUUCCAGGAUUAUCAAGCCGUUUCAAAAAGCCUUUUCCAGUACCGGAAAAGCCUGCAAAAGAAAAACCGGGACCUUCGAAAUCUAAAGCUUCAAAAUCGCAAAGUCAGGAACGCUCGCAGCCACGAGAAGACCAGGAGCCAAUUGACAGAGAGGACGUUCGCGAUUUUAUGUUUCCCACCUCAAACAAGAGAAAGCUUCAGACACCUGAAAAGGACGCGCAGGGCGAAGCAAGCGCGAAAGAUCAAGCAGCGAAAAGGAGCAAGCACGAGAAGGAAAAUAAAUCGCCUAAGAAAAGCGCUUCAAAGCCGACGAUUCUUAAGCCAGCUUUGGAUAUCACCAUUGCUCGUCGUUCAGGAAGAGAUGCCCUGAGCGAGAUUUCGGACUUGUCUUCUGCAUUUGAUAAUGACACUCCAAUAAGAGGCGUCGGGAAGAUGAAGCAAAGUCAACAGAAAGCUACCAAAGAAAAGAGUGCGAAACCGUCGGGAAAGGGGCAUGACGAAGCGGAGAAUCAACCAACGUGCAGCAAGUAUUUAACACCUCCAGCGAUGCCACCAGAUGUUGAUCUUUCUAGCUUCUUGAACUCGAGCGAGGAUGAGGAAGUUCGUCGACCGCAAAGUCGUCCUCGGAGAAGAAAUAGAUCGCCAACAGCUAGCAUGCCGAAGCUCACCAAAUUACGCUCACCAGAGAAGUCACCAUCGCCAUCUAAAUCAAAAAAGAAGUCGAUUCAGAUGAAGAAAAAACAUCCAAAAAUAAUCCCUUCUGCAGCUCGAAAGCCUCCGAGAAGCAUCACUUCGUCCGUGGAGACAAGGGAUCCGCGAGAAGUAUAUGAUGAGAAAACAAUCGUCAUCAAAGAUGUAAAGAACAGUAAGGGUAGAAUUGGAUUCAGGCUCAGCGAAAAUAGCGAAGCAGGAAUCCACAUCAGCGAAGUUGUCCCGGGGUCGUUAGCAGAUAAAGCUGGUCUUCGUGUUGGAGAUAUUAUCAUUUGCUUCAACGGUAUAAGAUGCUCCGUCAAGAGCAAAAUCAAGAUGUCUAUGCUGCUACCAAUCAUUGCCGAAUCGGUAACGGAAGACUUCAAAUUCACUGUAAUUCGCGAUGUACCCGACCAGUAUUCGGAGGAAGAAGACGUUGACACAUCGGAAGUCUCAGACAUUUCAGAUGCAGAGUCUGAUGUUCGAGAACAAAACAUCGAUUCAGGAAAUGAUAUAAAACUAGUAGAGACUCCUGUUGAUACGAAUCCAGAGUAUGGAACAUUCGACAACACUGCUAACGUUACCAAUCAUACGUCCGAGAGAAACGUUGCUGAUACGACAAAUCCUGAGUACGAGACAUUUGAUCGAUCUUUUAAUGUCACGGCUGGUACCUCCGAACAGCCUGAGCCUGCGUUCUCUGGCUCUUCUUCAGAUGUUUCCUACAGAAGGUUGGCACGAAAGUACGAUAAAGGCUCUUCGAUCGCUGAUACUGUAAAAACCAAACAACGGAAAGUCGGAAUGAGCCACUACUUGAAUCCGAGGCCAGAAUCUAUUGCUUCGAAUCAACAAGAAAAGUCUGACGAGUCAGCCAGUGAAGUGUCAGUCCAAACAUCUUCGCAGGCAGCGUCAAGCCGACCAGCUUCGCGGGCAGGAUCGGUCCGACCAGCUUCGAGGGCAGCGUCAAGCCAAAUUAGCCGUGCUUCAACCCUUGGCCAGCAGAAAAGAAAGAAGUGGACAGACGACGAGGACGCCCUAUUGAUUGUUGGCCUCAAUCAAUACGGAAAAGACUGGAUUAAGAUCUGGAACAAGUUUUUCCGUAAUACGAAGAGGACGAAUACCAGCCUCAAAGACAGACACCGUCAGCUUCUCAAACAAGGCGACCCACGGGUGAAGGAAAAAUACUAA